UCUCUCCAAUAGACAGCUGCUUACUUUCCUCAUAAUAUAUAUAUAUCCAUAUACGUACACAUACACUCAUUUAUAUCUAUACAUCCCUCCUUUCUAUUUCUUUCAUUAUCUGCAACCCAUCUUUCACUUUCUUAAGAAAAGUCUUUAAACCCCCCACUACAAUCUGAUAUAUGCUCUGCUCUGCUCUGCUCUGUUCUGUUCUAGCUAAUCAUACACAUAUAUAUGGUAGAUACAUAUUUUUGAUUUCUACCCAUAAAGGUUAACACCAAGAAAACCAAUAAAGUCAGUGCCUUUUGAUUAUUAGGCAUAUCACAUUAUGCUCGUGUGAAGGGCGGCCUUAUAUAAUUCAAGUUUGUCAAGAAAGUGGUUUUGAUUGCGACAGCUAGUGUCAAAAUCUAACUAUCCAAACAGUUUUCAUGUGAUUGGAACUACCCUGAUAGCACCUUUUUCUAUGAAUCAUUGAUGGUUCAUUUUCCUUGUUUUGAAUUAGAUGUUUUUGGAUAUAUAAACUUUCUAUUCCAUAGAGCUGCUAGUGAAUCUUGAUCCGUUUUGCCAGUAGGAAUGAUGAGAGUUGCUACUUUUUAUUGAUCGUAAGGUGAUUGGAAAAGUUAUAUACAUAUUUAUUACUAAAGUUUAUAAAAUGGAGACUGAGGCCCUAAUAACUAAAACCCAAUCAAGCGUCACACCCCGAAUCUUUUCUUCUGUUUUACCGGUGCUGUUCGUUGCACUUGCAUACAUUGAUCCCGGAAAAUGGGUUGCAACAAUAGAAGGUGGGGCCCAUUUUGGCUAUGAUCUCAUCAUGAUCAUGUUUGUUUUUAGUUUGGCUGCUGUUCUUUGUCAAUACCUGUCAGCUUGUAUUGCUGUGGUUACUGGGAAAGAUCUUGCCCAGAUAUGCAGUUCAGAGUACGACAUGUUAACAUGUAUCCUUUUAGGAACUCAAGCUGAACUAUCCAUGAUUGUGUUGGACCUUUCUAUGAUUUUGGGUAUGGCACAUGGGCUUAACAUGAUGUUUGGCAUGAGCUUGUUCACUUGUGUCCUCUUGACAUCUUUGGAUGCUUUCCUAUUCCCUCUUUUCUUAAAUUUGUUGGAGACUGGCAAAGCCAAGUUAAUGUGUGUGCGGUUGGCAGCUGUUGCUUUGCUUUCUUAUCUCUUUGGAGUGCUCGUUUCUCAACCAGAUUCAUCACUCUCCAUGGGUGGUGGUACGUUAACAAAAUUUAGCGGGGAAAGUGUUUUCGCUUUGAUCAGUCUUCUUGGUGCCAGCAUAAUGCCUCAUAACUUUUAUCUCCAUUCAUCUAUUGUGCAGAGAACUCACGGACCUGAAGAGUUGUCAAAGGGAUCCUUGUACCUUGAUCAUCUAUUCGCCAUCUUAGGUGUUUUUAGUGGCAUCUUUGUUGUAAAUUAUGCUCUGAUGAACUCAGCAGCAAAUGUUUUCUACAGUUCCGGGCUUGAUUUGCUUACUUUUCAAGAUGCAUUGUCAUUAAUGGAUCAGGUAUUUAGGAGUAUGAUGGGACCCUUUGCUUUAAUACUGAUUCUGUUACUGUCAAGUCAUACAUCAGCAUUGACAUGGAAAUUCAGUGGUCAAACCGUCCUUCAUAAUUUCUUCAAAGUCGAAAUCCCAGCCUGGGUUCAUCACUCAACAAUCAGAUUUUUCACCAUUAUUCCUGCCCUCUUAUGUUCAUGGCAUUCUGGGGCCGAGGGUAUGUAUCAAAUGCUAAUCUUUACUCAAAUCAUAGUUGCCCUUUUGCUUCCUUCUUCUGUUAUCCCCCUUUUUCGGAUUGCAACAUCAAGAUCAGUGAUGGGGUUGAACAAGAUUUCUAAGGUUAUUGAGUUUUUGGUGCUGUUCACCUUUAUUGGAAUGCUUGGCCUAACAAUCAUAUUUGUAAUCGAAAUGGUGUUUGGAAACAGUGAUUGGGCAACUAAUAUCAGAUGGGACAUUGGAAGUAGUGGCUCCAUUUUCAGCCCUUAUACUAUACUUCUUAUGACUGAAUGUAUUUCGUUCUUUCUAAUGCUUUGGCUUGUUGUCACCCCUUUGAAAUCUGCAAGUUUUAGAUCAGAUGUUCUGCCAGAGUCAUCAACUGAAUACAAUACAAUUGAAGAACCCCGAAAGAAACAAGAAACUUCACGCGAUCAUCAUUCAGAUUCACAAGGUGUCAGUUUGCCUGAUGAACGUAUGGAAUCUGAGAAAGGGCUUCGUUUGACUACUAUUGAAGAAAAUUCAUCUGAUACAGCAGUUUCAUCCACACUAGAGGAAUCGGCAACAACAAUUUUAGGUGGUGAUGACCAAAGCACGACGACUGAAGUAUCUGAGUCUAUUGAAAAGACAUUGAGAAUAGAUGGGAAUUCACAGGUUUUAAAAGACCAGAAGAUUGAUACUUGGCAGCCUGAAGAACCAGUUAAAGUAGUGAUGGAAACAAACCAUCAGCUAACACCUGAUGGUCCACCGUCGUUUAGGAGCCUAGGUGGGAAAAAUGACGAUGUGGGAAGUGGUGCAGGAAGUUGGUCUAAGUUAGCAGGAUUGGGUCGAGCUGCAAGACGCCAAUUAGCUGCAGUUCUUGAUGAGUUUUGGGGACAAUUAUUUGAUUUCCACGGGGAAGCAACACAAGAAGCGAAAACAAGAAAACUUGACAAGUUACUCGGGAUAGAUUCUAAGGUAAAUCCGAAGGCAUUAAAGGUGGACAACCAAAGUUUAUUCGACACUUCCAGGCAGCAGCAGAGUGUGCAAACCCGCAGCCCAUGUACAUUGUUGCCAAGCCAAAUGCAACUACUAGAUGCAUACCCAAAACGGGCAAACCUCAAUGUGAUGGACCCGACUGAGAAACGCUACCAUAGUUUACGUCUUCAGUCAUCUUCUGGUGGUCUGCGUGUCCCUCAAACAUCUGGGUCAUACGAUGAUCAACCCGCUACAGUUCACGGGUAUCAGAUCAAGUCAUAUAUCAACCAAAUGGAAUCAUUAGCUCCUAAAUCCCCAUACAAAGCUCCAUAUUCUGCGAUGAAAGGUCCACAAAAUGGGAUUAGCCCGGCUAAGCCACCGGGCUUUCCAGAUCCUGUUGUGUCCAGGAACAACUCGUUGCAAACCGAAAGAAGCUAUAAUUAUAAUCUUCCAGCUGAAACUAUGCAAAGCAGUGUGAAUGAUAAGAAGUAUUACAGUAUGCCCGAUAUAUCUGGGCUCUCACUUCCUCAUCGGGAGGGAACACUCGGCCGGAAAAUUAAUGGGGCAUCAGUGUAUUCUGGCCCGUCGUAUACAUCUGGAACUCCUUCUAGCUAUGCUGGUUUGUAUCAGCCGAGUUCAGGGUCAGAAACAUGGUCCAUUUGGUCUAGACAACCCUACGACCAAUUUGGUGUUGCAGAGAAGGCGAAUCACAGUCGCCUGAGUUUUAACACCCAAGAAAGCGGUUCUGGGGUUGAUUUAGAAGCUAAUCUUCUAAAAUCCUUAAGACUUUGUAUCGUAAAACUUUUGAAACUUGAAGGUUCAGAUUGGUUGUUUCAGCAGAAUAGUGGUCUUGACGAGGACCUUGUGGAUCGUGUAGCUGCUAGGGAGCGGUUUCUUUAUGAAGUGGAGAGCGAGGAGAUGAACGGGGUGGCUCAUACCGGUGACCCUGGAAUAAAAAUCGAUCUGGUGACCUCAAUUCCCAACUGUGGAGAAGGUUGUGUUUGGCGGGCUGAUCUUAUAACAAGCUUUGGUGUGUGGUGCAUCCAUCGGGUUCUUGAGCUUUCACUCAUGGAAAGCCGGCCCGAGCUUUGGGGGAAAUACACUUAUGUUCUUAAUCGUCUUCAGGGGAUAAUCGAGCUGGCGUUCUCUAAACCACGAGCAGCAAUGAACCCAUGUUUCUGUCUUCAACUACCUACUUCCUACCAACAGAGAAAGGCGUCUCCACCUAAAUCAGCAACAAGUCUGCCACCUACGGCAAAACAAAGCAAAGGGAAAUGCACCACAGCUGCCAGUCUGUUGGACAUUGUGAAGGACGUGGAGAUUGCAAUAUCUUGUAGAAAAGGCCGAACAGGUACUGCAGCUGGUGACGUGGCAUUCCCAAAAGGAAAAGAGAACCUGGCAUCCGUCCUCAAGCGUUACAAACGUCGGUUAUCUAACAAGCCCGUUGUCCCUUCAGAUGGAUUAAGCGGGACUCAUAAAUCUACCUUGUCAGCAGCAGCUGCAUCUUUUGUAAUGUAAUUGACCCAGAUGCCAGUUUUGUUUGUCAUUUGUGGGAGUGGAAAAGAGCAAGAAAACGACCUGGUUGCUCAGUUUCAGGUAGAUCUUCUCAAUACAUGUCGUCCUCGUUAUGUGAUCUGUACAUGUUUUUACGUUGGCGACAGAAAGAUGUAUAACGAUGGGCGAUGGCUGAUUUUGUUUAUUUUGAUCUUGUUUAUUGGAGGAACGCUGGAUUACAUAAACACGAUUAUAUAAACAGAAGUGGAAACAAGUCAAACAAGAUUAUAUGCAAUGCUUUGCAUCACCAAGUUACUGUCAUUGUUAUCGAAGUGAUUAUUAUUUUACCCAUAAUUUCCAAGACUAAUAGGUUCUCAGAUCAA
Molecule: messenger RNA, 4527 nt
Organism: Erigeron canadensis
Lineage: Eukaryota; Viridiplantae; Streptophyta; Magnoliopsida; Asterales; Asteraceae
Product: ethylene-insensitive protein 2-like
Exons: 8
Coding region: 641-4168 (1175 amino acids)
Biological process (GO): ethylene-activated signaling pathway; metal ion transport
Cellular component (GO): membrane
Molecular function (GO): cadmium ion transmembrane transporter activity; manganese ion transmembrane transporter activity
Source: RefSeq, a predicted model, not a curated record